Molecule: messenger RNA, 567 nt
Organism: Lathyrus sativus (Indian pea)
Lineage: Eukaryota; Viridiplantae; Streptophyta; Magnoliopsida; Fabales; Fabaceae
Source: the annotation of a GenBank genome assembly
AUGAAGAGCUUUUGCCCCAUAGUUUCUUUUCUUUUAUUGUUUACUCUUAUUUUAACAAGUUGUGUAUUUUCUCAAACACAAAAGUGUCGUCCAAAUGGUAGAAUCAGGGGAAAGAAAGCUCCAUCAGGACAAUGCAACAAAGAGAAUGACUCUGACUGCUGUGUCCGAGGUAAAAUGUACACAACUUAUGAGUGUUCACCAUCAGUGUCUCCUCAUACUAAGGCUUAUCUCACACUUAAUAGCUUUGAGAAAGGUGGAGAUGGAGGUGGCCCUUCAGCAUGUGAUAAUCAGUACCAUUCUGAUGACACUCCUGUUGUUGCACUUUCCACCGGGUGGUUCAACGACAAGAGCAGGUGUUUGAACAAGAUUACUAUAAGUGCUAAUGGAAAAAGUGUGGUGGCCAUGGUUGUUGAUGAGUGUGACUCCACAAUGGGAUGUGAUGAAGAACAUGAUUACCAACCUCCAUGUCCAAACAACAUUGUGGAUGCUUCCAAGGCAGUGUGGGAAGCUUUAGGUGUUCCUAAAGAUCAAUGGGGUGGCCUUGACAUUACAUGGUCAGAUGCUUGA